AUGGACAACGUAUAUAUUCUCAACAAUUUAGGGAAAGGGAGUUUAAAAGUGACCAUCACCCCAGCACAACACAAGACCCUAACACACUUGCCGAAGAGACCACCAGUGGAUUUGGCGUUCACUGACCUGACGUACAAAGUGCAAGAGGGAAGAAAAAGUAAUGUGAAAACCAUCCUCAAGUCUGUGUCAGGCCGACUGCGGUCCGGCGAGCUGACAGCCAUCAUGGGUCCAUCCGGCGCCGGCAAAUCCACUCUUCUGAAUAUUCUUACUGGUUACAGAACGUCAGGAAUGGAAGGCAGCAUCACGGUGAACGGUAUGGAGCGCAAUUUGUCUAGCUUCCGAAAACUUUCCUGUUACAUAAUGCAGGACAAUCAGCUGCACGGUAACCUGUCGGUCGAAGAGGCCAUGUCGGUAGCCACAGCGUUGAAGCUUCCAAGUGCUACCACUACUGCUGCUAAAGAAGAAGUGAUUCAAGAGAUCCUUGAGACUCUUGGCUUAUCAGAGCACCACAAAACCAUGACAUCAAAUCUCUCCGGAGGUCAGAAGAAACGUCUGUCCAUCGCCUUGGAGCUGGUUAACAAUCCUCCCAUCAUGUUCUUCGAUGAGCCUACGUCAGGGCUGGACAGCUCGUCCUGUUUCCAAUGUAUUUCCCUCCUGAAGACCUUAGCAAGAGGAGGCAGGACUAUUAUAUGUACUAUCCAUCAACCUUCUGCCCGACUGUUCGAAAUGUUUGACCAUUUGUACACCUUGGCUGAUGGGCAGUGUGUCUAUCAGGGAAGCACGGGCAGACUAGUUGAAUGGCUCGGCAGCGAAGGCCUACAGUGUCCCGCGUAUCACAACCCGGCCUCCUUCAUCAUUGAGGUGUCAUGUGGGGAGUACGGAGACAACACAGGCAAGUUGGUGCGCGCCAUAAACAACGGCAAGAACGAUAUCAGGAACGGAAUGCCCUUCCCAGAAGUAACUAUACCGCCGUACAAUAACAAAGAGGCUAUGGAAGAGUCCUUGAAGAAACAAUGGAAUAAGAACGAUCUUUCCCAAGUUCAGGAGAAAUUCAAGGAGGCCACGAACGGAACUAAUGGGAAUGGGAACCUUCAAAAUGGAAUUUUACAAUAUGCUGCUAGUGAAAUCGCUAAGGGUGAUCCAUUAGUAGUCCAAAUGGACACAGAGAAGCAGGACAACGUAGAAAUGGCCCUGCUGGGUGGCGAGGGCUCUCCCAAGAGGUACGCGACAUCAGAGCUCACACAGUUCUGGGUCGUAUUAAAGAGGACAUUACUGUUUAGCAGACGAGAUUGGACUUUGAUGUACCUCCGUUUGUUCGCUCACAUUCUCGUCGGGUUCCUGAUCGGCGCUCUGUACUACAACAUCGGCAACGACGGCUCCAAAGUACUCUCGAACCUUGGUUUCCUGUUCUUUAACAUGCUGUUCCUUAUGUACACAUCCAUGACAAUCACUAUUCUUAGUUUUCCACUUGAGAUGCCCGUGUUGGUGAAGGAACAUUUCAAUCGCUGGUACUCUUUGCGGUCUUACUACAUGGCGAUCACUGUCUCCGAUAUACCUUUCCAGGCGAUAUUCUGCGUGAUCUACGUAGUGAUAGUGUACCUGCUGACGUCACAACCUGCGGAGUGGUUCCGGUUCGCGAUGUUCCUGAUUUCGUGCCUGCUCAUCUCCUUCGUGGCGCAGAGCGUCGGGCUCGUCGUCGGAGCCGCCAUGAACGUGCAGAACGGCGUGUUCUUGGCGCCUGUGAUGUCGGUCCCAUUCCUGCUGUUCAGCGGGUUCUUCGUGUCGUUCAACGCGAUCCCGGUUUACUUGCGCUGGAUCACCUACCUGUCGUAUAUCCGCUAUGGGUUUGAGGGCACCGCUCUCGCCACUUACUCCUUCAACAGGAAAAAGCUGGACUGUCAUCAGACUUACUGCCACUUCAAGAAUCCUGUGACAACCCUGGAGGAGCUCGACAUGGAGGACGCGGACAUCACGCUGGACAUUGCAGCGCUGUGUCUUAUAUUCCUUGUGCUACGUAUCUCCGCCUUCCUCUUCCUGCGUUGGAAGCUCAAGUCCACCAGAUAG
Arctia plantaginis is the source of this 2064-nucleotide messenger RNA. The record is from the annotation of a GenBank genome assembly. Lineage: Eukaryota; Metazoa; Arthropoda; Insecta; Lepidoptera; Erebidae.